AUGACGGUCGGAGACGCCGUAAGGAGGAGUGGGAAAGACGGCUUCUCCAUCAGCUACUGCACCAUCAUCCCGCACGGCGCGAGCGAGGAACGAAGUGACGCGGUGCACAUGCUGGUGGAGGGAAUCAAGGUUCGACUGGAGACGGGGAGGAGCAAGCUCGUGGACGCCAUGGGGGCCCAUCUCGUCGCGCUCCUGAUGCCAUACCAAGACGGCGCUGCCUCCUCCUCCGCCAUCGAGCUGCUCCUGAGAGCAGCUGAGAGCGACAAGGAAGCUCUUGAUAUGCUCCUGGCUGGCAUGGAGAAUAACUUCCGCUCAGGGAGAGCUUCUUGCGUGUUAACACAGGAGAGAGGCGGCGACGAGGAGGUCCAACGAGCCCUCGACUUUGUGCUCAACGGGUUUCUAUCGCACUGGAGAGAAGCAGAAUAUAAUUCAGACAAAGAGCACGAACUGCUGGCACUCGCCAAGUUCGCGUGGAGUCUCUUCGAGACGGGGAACAUGACAAGAGCAGCUGCCCAGCUCUCGGUCAGCAUGUUGGCGUCAGAGUUGCCGACGCUGCAGCUGGGGGAUAGUUUGAGGUCAAGGUGCAAGCCCAAGGUGAUUCAAGUCGUCUUUGACCGUCAGGACCCACAACAAGUGGGAGAGCAGCAGGGAGUGUUGAGCAAGGGGAAGAAGGAGGAGGAGGCGGCGAUGAGCGCCAAGAUCUUUUGUAGGAUCUUGCUGCACAGCUCCCUUCCCCUGCAAGAGUUGUAUGAUUGCGAGCAACAGAGGGAGCUGGAGGAGCUGAAAACAGUGCGAGCCGUGUUCAUCUACAUGGCUGCCUGCCGGCCCGAUGGUUGGCUCCUCCCUGCCGCUCCUGGCAGACCUUCUAAGGCGAACAUGCACAAUUUCUCCACCUGGCUCCCAGCUGUGUAUAAGGUGGUGGCAAGAGACGAUGAACUGGUCAAGGGCGACUACAAGUCUUCAAGAGCGUUCGAUGUUCUCAGAAACUUCAAGGAGGAUGUUGACAACAUGUUGAAAAGCGUGAGAUUGAAGGGAAUCGAUCUUUUGCAAGCGCUGCUGUCGUGGAUCCCCCAAGACGAUCUCAACGACGAGGACGCGGAGGCUGUGCUCCCCACUUUCGUCAACUUCCUGCUUGCAGUGUACCAGCUGGACGAGAGAUAUAUCAGCGUGGACGCCAUCAACACAUUCAGACGGUUCUUCGCCGUCCAUGGGGAGAGGGGAAAGUUUGCGCUAGUCAGAGUCCUGUUUGGGGAAGAGAUGCUGAGUGAAAGGGAGCCGACGGCAGUGCUGAACCUGCGAGGAGAAGCGAUCUACAUGCUGAAGAAGGAGAUUCAAUGGGCUCUCGAACAUGGGGAGAAAGAAGAUGUCGCUGUAAGGGAGCUUCUUGACUUCGUUUGCACCUUGCUGGAUCAAUCUCUCAAAGGAAGCCGCAAUGACAUCUCUGAGAUCCCGCUGGUGAACGGGCCGAGUGAAGAGAUCAUGGCGAGCCUCAACAUGUUGUUCUACCUGCUCGGCCUCGGUCAGCCGUCGAGCUCAAUCAUCUCCCAACGCUGA
Messenger RNA from Guillardia theta CCMP2712, 1554 nucleotides. RefSeq lists its product as hypothetical. The coding region runs from base 1 to 1554 and encodes 517 amino acids. The record is from RefSeq and is a predicted model, not a curated record. Lineage: Eukaryota; Cryptophyceae; Pyrenomonadales; Geminigeraceae. The transcript has 14 exons.